UCUUGGUUGUUUCAGCAUUUUGUGCCUUUUUUUUUCCUCCACUAAGCUGAAAUGAUCCUGAUGGAAGGGCCAUUGUCUUAUUGACAAGAAGUUAAAAUAAACUACGCUACAUGCGGUCCAGCCAGCUCCCAUACGUCAUCCUGCAAGUUUGCUGCAACCUGAGCACAGCUGAUUGCAGGAUAUUGAUGUGUUUUCUCCUACAGCUGCUGUUCAAUGGAUGGACUUCCUUGGCCUGAUUACCGGACACAUGCUGAAGCAUAAUACACCACUAUUGUCCUUCAGGGAAUACUGAAGGCCUACUUUUAACCUUUGUCUCCAUCCAUUAAGGCAUCAAGGCUCACACUUUAGUCUUUUACAUGUAGUUUUUGUACACACGUGGUCAUGCACUCCUAUCAGUUUUUAAGUUGUUACUACUUUAAAUGAAGGAAAUACUAUGUUUUAUCAUAAAGACUGGACACAGAGGGAAAAAGCCUGCUGGGUUCUGUCCAAAAUUAAGAAGUGUUUCUUUUAUUGUUGUUAAAUUUCUUACAGAGAUAUUUAUUUAUCGCCACUUCAGAACGAAAACAGAAAGAAAAACGUCCAGUUACACAUCUCCCUUUAACUUCAUGUUAUGUUUAUUUUCAGACUAAACAAGUGCCAUGCAAAAUGAUUAUUGCAGAUGGGCAAUAUGGCUAGCCAAUUGUGUAGCUUUGGACGGAUUGUUUGGCUAUGCUAAGCUAAGCUAAUUGCUGUGCUUGCAAAAAGUGAAUAAACUGAUUUCCCAAUGUCCAUAUCCUGCAGGAUCCUGUCAUCUGCAGAGUACAGCAAGAAUUUGGCAGAGAUACUGGUUGGCAAGCUAAACAGAGAACCACAACCUGAGCACUAAUAAAGCAUAUUGCAAAAACUUGAAUAGAUGUUAACUUACAGUGGGGUAAUUCUCAUUAAGAUGAUGCCCUUCUGUUUCUGUAUGGCCUACAGCCAGUGAACAUCUUCAUAAACUGGAGGGGAGAUGUGAUGUUUGUCAGCUUGUGCUGGUCCUGUCUGUCUACAGACAGAUCAGUCUGUAGCUGUGGUGUCCUUUCUCUUUGGUCUCUUUCCCUCAGAUUCAACCCUCUGAAGGUGCUGCAGCCCAAACGCCGCUUGCAGCAAAUACUGGCGUCCUCGACGGUCCCGGUCCCCAAGCCGGCGUCGGGGACAGCUGCACCUGUGGCCACGGCACCAGUGGCCAUCCCGGUGCCUGCGCCACCUGCGUUUGACUACUGCAGGUUCAUAGAACUAGACUACGUUCCCAUGGAGACCGGCUAUAUGGUCUCAAUGCGUCCGACAAAAGGCUAUGCAUCGACCAAGUCGCCAACAAAAGGAUAUACUUCUACCAAGUCCCCGGACCGCCACACUCGUUCAACAAACUCCCCAAACACCACCCCUCGUUCUCGGCGAACACCAGCCCCAACCAGUAAUAGAGAUCCCUAUGGCAACGCCUCCCACAGCAGCAGCAGCAACUCAGGAUCUUGUAAAGGCAGCGACUGUAGCCCUACCAAAGGACGUCACCAGAAGUACACGUCAUGCACGGACAACCAUGGUAUUCGGCCCCCUCCCCCCGAGCAGUACCUCACACCCCUACAGCAGAAGGAGGUGUGUAUACGACAUCUACGGGCCAGGCUAAAAGAAACCAUAGACACACUACAAAACAGGGACACAGAAAUAGAUGAACUGAGGGGCCAGCUGUACAGGAUGCAGGAGGACUGGGUCGAGGAGGAAUGUCACCGUGUGGAGGCUCAGCUGGCCUUAAAAGAAGCGCGUCAGGAGAUUCAGCAGCUCAAACAGGCCGUGGACACUGUUCGUGCCAGGCUCAGUGAUGCUGGGGGUCUGAGCGGAGAUGUUGGGGUCCAAAAGUACUUCCACGACAUUAAUACUCAGAACCACAAACUGGAGAACCUUUUGCUAAGCAUGGAGCUAGCCCAAGCUGGAUUAGCCAAGGAAGGGGAGGGCAUACCAGGCUGUCGGACCCGUGUUGGGGGUUCAGCACCAGCAUCGGUAUCAGGAGAGAGUCCAGGAGGAAUACCCAAACCAGCAGUAGGAGGUAGAGGAUCAUGCUCCUGUGAUGGUUCUCCAGCCCGUUCUCUGACUCGAAGCUCCACAUACACCAAGCUCAGCGAUCAGGCGCUGGCAGACAGGAAUAGCAAUGGACAGGACUUUCCUUGUCUGUCAGGGGAUGGAACCCAGGACAGUGGUUUUGUUUGUUGUGGGGAAAGCAGUGUACCGAGCAGAGCUGACCUGCUGCUGGAAGCUGCUUUCCUGUCUGAGGAAACUGCAUCCUUACUCAAUGCCUACACACAAACCUUUUCCCACUCUAUGCCCAACUCUCUCCCCAACUCUUUGCCUCACACAUACUCUCAUACCCUACCUCAUUCUUUCCCUCACAAUUUGUCCCACUCUUUACCCCACAAUGUGCCGCACUCCUCCACUUAUGAAAAGCUGUGCACAGGAGAGCGGCUGGCACCCUUACGUUGUGGCCUAGGUGGAAUGGGCUGCAUGAGCCACCCUUGCUUGUCGCACCAUCACCUAUACUUGCACCCCUUGCGAGAGACAGGUAUUCAGACUGAAAGCUGCCCCAUUCCUGCAACUGCGGGCUACCCCUCAGACCUGGACACCAUAGCAGAGCAGCGUACUUUCCGAUCACAGGCCUGCAGCCCCACCUCCACCUGGAUGUCUGAUGAAGGUGAGGAGGACCUAGACUCUAUCACCACUACAACUUCAGUAACAACAGCAACAGUGAUGAGUACAGCCACAGAACCAAUCCCUGUCUCCAAAACCCCUCUCCUUCCUCCAUUACCCCGCUCAGCCACUGUGGCAUGUUCCAUGGAAAGUCCUCUGUGUGAUAAGAAGGCAGAGGAAGAAAAACAGGAGAAGGAAAAAAGGGAAAAAGAAAGUGAUGCAUCAGAGAAGUGCAUGGAAGUAGUGGAAGUAAGUAGAGUGGAAGAAGAAGGGCAGCAGAUACAGACAAGUUCAGUAGAAGAAAAUAAAUCGGAAAGUCAGGAAGAAGUGGAGGAAGCAGCACCUGAAAACCUGGGUAACAUAGAAACAGCAGAAGGAAAGCAUGGUUUGGAAGAAGUGGAGUUUGGAAAAUGCACCAGAGAAGGCGAAGAGGGCAGAACAGGUGAGACAAUAAAGAUAAGUCUCAGCAGGGAAAAAAGACAACAAGAAGUUGUUUUAAUAGCAGGAUCACCUGAACCAGAGACAGCAGAUUUUAGUCCAAGUUGCCCAGGAUUAUCACUUGGCAUAGACAAGCCUCACACCUCCCAACCAAAGAGGUCGACCUCUAAUGAUGAGAUUACUGGUGUUAGUGUCACACCUGACAAGGAUGAUGAUGGUGAUAAUGAAACUACAGAACAGGGUGCAACUGGAGGGGCUGAAGCACAGGAGGAAGAAUCGGCAUCUGACUCAGGGGAGGUUCAGAAAAGUUACUGGAGUCGCCAUUUCCUGGUUGAUCUUUUAGCAGUUGCCAUUCCUGUGGUACCCACAGUGGCAUGGCUCUGCCGCGGGCCAGUCCGCGAUGGACAACCAAUGUAUCAUAUUGGGUCACUGCUGAGGGGCUGCUGCACGGUAGCACUGCACUCACUACGAAGGGGAGGUGGAUUGAGGCAUUACCCCGCAGGCGGGGGUGACCUUGGAGGAUCACACAUAUAAGAGCAGAACCUGCUUACCACCACUGUAAGAACUGCGGUACUUCAGUUAAACCUCUCCAGUCUGCUCUAGAUCUUGAGCUUGUUGGAAGGUAGAUGUGUUGGGUGGAAAGGAAGAGAAACAAGUUCCUGCCCUGCAUUUCUCAUCAACAUCAAAAGAUGAGAGAGCGUUAGCAACAGGAAUUCUCCACCUCUAACCGAUAAACUUCGAUCUGUUUGGUCCUGCUCCUUGUUGUGUCUCACCCACUCCUCUCUGCUGUUGCUACUGAGAUGUCUACCAACGCUACUGACUUGCAAAACAGAAUGAGCUGAAUGGAAUGGCUGGUCUGUGCUUGUUUGUUUGAUGCUAGUUAUUUUGUUAAUGAAUUGCAGGGAAAUGUUAAAGGUUUGUUGAUCUGUGUUGGUUAACCCUCUGGUCUGAAUCCAUUCUGACAUGAUCAAGUUUGUGAGGGUGUACAUAAAAUAUGUAUGUGUGCAAGCGUGUGUCCAAGAAUAAUUGAAUGGGCUAGAUGUCUUGCAGCACAUAGUAGCACUAGAGUUUUCUCACUGAUGGUUAAGAGGGAGGAUCCACCAACAUUCAAUGCUCACGUUAAUGCUAACAGGUCAAGAUGCUGAAUGGGCUUCUUAGCACCUUUGGAGUUAUAAAAAUUGCAGUGAUUGAGCUAAGAUUUUAGAAGUUAACAUAAAAAACAAGACAAUGUAGAUGUAAAACUCAGGUGGAUUGCAAGGCUACAAACACAGAGUGCCAGCAGAGCCUUUAGGAGCCAAUCAUAAAGUAGUCAAAAGUAGUGACUGUUGCCACCACUGUUCUUGAUCUUAGGUUCACAGUGUCUGAAUGAUCAUCUAUCAUAUUGGAGUAAUCUCUGUGUUUCUACAUCCGGGAAUGUGUGAGUACUUUUCCUGGUCUAGUAAAGCUAAAUGAAACAAAGCUAUUUCAGAUAAAGUUAAGUCAAACAUAUUUCCACAAUAAGUCUGAUUUGCAAUAUCUACAGUUUUGUUUUGUUUUUUUCUGAGCAAAAAAUUGCCACAUAGUUUUGACUGGAACCAAACACCCAAAACCAAGGAAAGCAUGUGUGAUGCCAAUAAAUUCUUUUGGGUUUGUGUAUUUUUCUCUGCCUUCACCAGUUGCUGCAUUAUUAGCAUUUGUUUUAAAGAUAGGUUCACAAUUUCAAGUUCAUCUUUACCCUUAAAGCCCCUAAACUAUUUUUGUCAUAACUUCCAAAUUAUUAUGUUUUUUUGUCUUUCCCAAGUGAUUCAUCACCUUUUAUUAUAAUAUUAUACUCUGAAAAUCAGGUAUUUUCCUAUAUUUAAUCCAU
Messenger RNA from Sphaeramia orbicularis (orbiculate cardinalfish), 4978 nucleotides. It is a transcript of the gene snphb, whose product is annotated as syntaphilin b. Bases 994 to 3666 code for a protein of 890 amino acids. The transcript is spliced from 5 exons. The record is from RefSeq and is a predicted model, not a curated record. NCBI's taxonomy places the organism in Eukaryota, Metazoa, Chordata, Actinopteri, Kurtiformes, Apogonidae. Gene Ontology annotation, cellular component: cytoplasmic microtubule; mitochondrion. Gene Ontology annotation, biological process: neuron differentiation.